Messenger RNA from Paramuricea clavata, 7259 nucleotides. NCBI's taxonomy places the organism in Eukaryota, Metazoa, Cnidaria, Anthozoa, Malacalcyonacea, Plexauridae. The record is from the annotation of a GenBank genome assembly.
GUUAAUAGAUGGCGUUUCCGUGGUUGGAACAAAGAAGCUUAGAUUGGUGUUGCUGUCUGACAUGUUGUUGUGUUUAUCACCAGUCGGCAAGUAAGGAAAUUAUUCAACUGAUUCGUACAUUUACAUUUAAGCGUAAAGUAAUUGGGAUUUUCCGAACAAUUAUUACCCCAUUAAUACAAUAGACGGAUCGGAUCGCCCGCUAACAAGCAUCAUUCGUCUGGCGGAUAAUUAAUAAUUACUGGGUUAUAGCGGGUUGAGCGUGAUAUUGAGAAUUAUCGAGGCCGAUGUUGUGUUAUCUGCCGGAGCCUUAUAGGAUUAGGAUUGAAGUUGCACAAUUGUAACGCCACGUUUAAAUAAUCCGGAGUAUUGGAGUACGGAACAAAAAAUGUUUUAAGCGAUUCCACGUUGUUUAAGACUGUAUAUAGUUGUUUAAUUUUCAAUUUGAAUCCGCUGGAUAAUCAGAGAACUUCAUCAGUAUUGCAAGCCACCGACAGGAAAGACACGAGCACAAUGAACACUGUGCCACCGACAUGCAGCUAUCAAUUAUCAGUGAACUUUAUUAUUAAAGGGUCUGCAUGAUAUGUAAACGAGUGGCUUAGUUUUAGCUACAGUACAAUUAUAAGAUCAAAAAUGCAAUAUUUAACCCAUGCAUUAAUGCGCAAAAUUCUCCCUUGAAGAGUAAAUCAUCUGGCGUUGUACUGAGUAAAAUAAUAAAUUGAGGUGAUUUAGGCGUAUUGCUGCUCACUGAGUUAUACUAAGAUACAAUGGAAGUAGAUUGGUUACCAAUUAGCGCACAGAUGUCUCCCCUUUCCAAGUGAAAUCAUCUGGCGUUGUACAGAGUAAAAUAAUAAAUUGAGGUGAUUUAGGCGUAUUGCUGCUCACUGAGUUAUACUAAGAUACAAUGGAAGUAGAUUGGUUAACCAAUUAGCGCACAGAUGUCUCCCCUUUCCAAGUGAAAUCAUCUGGCGUUGGACAGAGUAAAAUAAUAAAGUAGAGCGCAAUUGGGCGCAUUGCAGCAGGGAUUAAUGACAAAAAAUUACAUUAUAUACAAUGUGGGGAAAGGCCGGGAUAUUCCUAAUUCAAUAGGAACAAUUCAUGAGGUAUUGAGUUUGUUAAUCCAUAUCAUUUACCCAUUUUUCAGGAAAAAGAGGAUUAUGCCAGGUCUUCUGAACACUCCCAAGUAUAAGUUCAAGUUAAAGUGGAAUGUUCCACUGUCGGACGUAGAGUUUGUAGAGUACGGAACUGGUGUAAGUGUGGCUGCUGGGAAGUAUGGUACAAUAACCACGUAUUCUGAGCAAGGUAACACUAUUGCCAAAACGUUUGUAAUACAGUAACUAAAAUGUUUGUGAAAUUUGUGAAUGCAGAAUAUGCCAGUACAGAAAAUUUUUUUUAAGACGGUUCUAUAUUGUCGCUAUAUAUAUGUGAAACAAAUAUCCCCACGGAGAACGCGUCUUGUGAUUAAAACAAAUAUUCCGACAGAAAACGCGUCUUGUGAAUGCGUAGUCGUCAGACCAAGCGCCUUUUUUCUCUGAGUUCGCGGGUUCCAUUCUUGUUACGGACUCAUGGUUAGGGGGGUGCUAGAAUUCAGGUUAGGGGGGUGUCUGCUAGAAUUGCUUUGCGAAAGCCGAUGAUGCCCUGCAGGGAAAAUGUUUUUUGGGCACUAUUUUUCCUAAAAAAGUUGGCGAAAUUUAUUUUUUCAGACAAACUCAUGUUGAAACAUGCAUGAAACCCUUAUUUUUUUAACAAUAUCUGUAAAACUUAGGUUUAUAAAUUCUAUUCAUUUCCCUCUGGAAGCCCUGGAAGCUACUUAAUAACUCUACAUUCUAUCAUUUAAAAUCUUUCAUUGCCCUGCCAAUCCAGAUGAUUUGCCCUGCCAAUCCAGCUUUGGGGGCACCCCACACUCCCCCUCAAGUUUCGUCCCUGGAAAAGACUCAACGCUCUGCCGAAAGUUGUGGGUUUUCUCCGGGAGCUCCGAUUUCCUCCCACUGGGAAAGUUGCAUGACAGGGUGACUGUUAGGAUGAACACAGUUAAGAAAGUAAUAUCACAAUUGUUGUAAUGGUAAAAUAGUCCAUGCUAAGUUUGUAAUUAAUAGGUACAGUAUAUAAGCGUAGUACUUGAUGUAAAGUGCAUUUGAUCAUAUAUCCACAUGUAAAUAUUUGCUAUAAGUUACGCGAUCGUAGCUUUUUAUACAUGCGCUAUUGUGUUUUCAGGAAAAUAUCGUCAGGCUACGGUGGAAAUUCAGAAACACAUUGAGGAUCUUCAACAUGACCUGGCCGUGAUUGGUCAGAUUGCUGGACUUGCGUCAUCACUGAGAGGGAAACACCAGGUAAGCAAGUUUUAAGUGCAUGGGAUUGUUUUUUAAAGACAUUGAAAAGAUAUUACCAAAACCACUGACGCUUUGUGUGGGCCGAAAUAAUGUAAUUAUGUUACCGCGUCGAAUCAUCUAGGACAUUGCUAUAUGCCUAUAUCAUUAAAAUGUGAAACUAUUAUUAACUGGUUACAGCAACAUAUUUCGGCUGCUGGCCUAACCAAAUGCAACAUUUAAACGAUGCUAUUUUUUAAUAUAAAAAAUAUAUUCCUCACUAUUUUGGUGUUUGAAGAAACUAUGACUUUUUAAACAGAACAUCUAUAAUGGAGGUCUUUAGCGUUAGAUUGUUAUACAUGCAAGUAUUCCAGACAUCCGUGCAUGGAUCAUUGAAAAACACUAAAAACGCAUUAAUAAGGUCCUUCCUCUUGUUACCGUUCGGGCGAAAACCAUGGCACUUAUUGUAGAGUAUUACCCUUUCGUACACUUGACGUCACCUUCGAGCAUUUUAGAGAAUUUUCACCUGCUGAAGUUACGUAUUUUGAAACUUAUCCUGUUCGACGAAAGAGAUAUUUCUAAGCUACAAGAAAUCAAGAAUAUAUGUAAAUUUUUUUUACAUUUCUAAGUUCUAUAGGGUAUCUGUAGGCUGUAAUCUUAACCCUAUUGCUACUAUACACUGCAAUCCCAACAUUCAAAGUUGGUCAUUUCUUAUGUUUUAGCUCCUAGAUCAACAGAAGGUUGAGCGAUGGUACAAAUCUGUUGAAAAUACGAUCACUGAAGAAAUGAAAACCGUAAACAUGUUUUGGCUUGAACUGUCGCUGCCUACGAAGUAAGUUGCAUUGAUCAAUUGCUUUUUUUUCGUAGUGCAAACUGGAAACUGUCCUUGAUAUUAUGCGUACAGCCUUGAAAUUUUCCAAUGAGAACACAGCAUUUGUAUCAUGUGACGAGGUGAUCCACCCCAGUGGGUGAUAAGCGAUUCCCGCGCAUCACCGAUUAUUCAUGCAACAAUCUAUACCCGUACCGAUUCUGUAAUGACGUCAUAAUGUCUAUCCAGUGAGUAAAUCUAUAAAUGUGACGUCUUCAUUUCGAUUUUUUAAUUAACGAUAUAAUUUUCAACCUAACAUCUUACUGCAACCAAAGUUCGCUAAAACCGUUCCAUAAAUGGCACGCACCACGCAUUAAUUUAACAUAGUGCGUUUAAAACGCAUCGUGUAUCAACGCGCAAUGUAUAUAAUUCUUAAAGUACAGUACCUGUCGCGAGUCAGGGUACGGGUAGGUAUUUUCUCAACAAUUGGUUUUCCACAAUCGGAAAUACAGAUAAUUCUACCAAUUCUGAUUGUCUACUGAGAAGGCAAAAGUCAGCCCGAUACAAUCACAAUGGUUAACAAUUUUCAAACAUCACUCGUAAGUGUUAAUCUUGUACUCCUUAUCACAUGAUUACCUAUACAAAUAUCGAGAAAUAAUAAUAAUAAUAACUUUAUUUACGUGUCAACCGAAAUUGCAGUUAAUUCCACAAAUGGGGACACUGAAUGAGGACACAAAUAAUGUAGAUUUCACGACAAGAACACGUAGUGAUACCAUGUACAAACUCUAGCACAUUUUGUGCAGAGAUUCUCCCUCCUGAGAUGAAGUUCCAUGUCAAAAUAUUUUUCAGAUCUGGUCAACAUAAUUAUGUAUUCAAUCUCUCCUCUCCUACUGUGAAGGAAGAAUGGCAGGCCGAUGCUAUGAAUGCCAAAUUGGCUUUGGGUAAGUUAUUUUAAUUUGUGUUAAUGAAAAAUAAGGGUCGACCAGAAUUACGGGGCAAAUGACUCUCAGUUCUGUUUGACCCAUCCUUUAUUUCAGUAAAGGCCAUCCUUUAUUCAUCUAGUACGUGUUACUAUAGAAGAUAACCUAAACUAAAGUGACUAUGCUUACACUUAUUCUGGAUAGCUCUGUCAGUUUACCUGUUUUCCCAAGAGGUCAUGUAGCAACUAAUCCAGUGUUAACAACAGCAAGAAAAGAAAUACCUGUAUUGUUUGGUAUAGAGUAAAAACCAGAAGCAUGCAAUUCUGGCGAAUUUAUACUCACAUCUCACAUGCAAUUCUGGCGAAUUUAUACUGCGAAAAAUUAUUUGUAUUUCAAAGAUGAAUCCAGCCAGACGUGGUGGAGAGGGGGGAGGGGGUGGAGUUGCUCAUCCAGCUUUGGUCAUGGCUCACAGUACGAACGUAUGAUACGUACUCACUACUGUAUAGCGAGCUAGGGCAGCCAGAAACUAGGCUUGACAAUUUUUGUUUUUGUAAUUGCUUUUCCAAAUCAAGAGAUGGACUUGGUAGGAAUUGUCAAUCCCCUUUCACUCCCACUUCGCCAAGGAUAUGAGGAGAGAGCAUUCCCCCUGUACCAUACCCAAUAAAUCCAUCCCUGGUGUAUUUCUGGAAUCUCCAGUCGCAGAGGUAUAUGAGAGGCACAGCAACUGUGCCAUCAGGGCUAUCAAAUAAAUAAAUAAAUAAUAAUAUAAAAUUCAUGUUCAAUAUUUUUUCUCUUGGUAGAAUCCCGUAACAAUCCAGGAUGGUAUCUUCCUGAAGAUGAUCUAACUGGCGGGCUCUCUAUACUGAGACGUAAUAUGCCUCUGUUGGCUGAGUUCUUUGAUUUGUUUAUAUUCAAUACCAAAUCCAGAGUAAGUUGUAAAGUAUCAUUAUCAUCAUCAUUAUGCCUGGCAUCCAUUUUGUUUAAGUACCUACUGUACAGUAUUACGGCUUCUGUAGCGCAGUGAUCAAAGCAAGCGCCUUUCACCUUUAAAAUGGCAGGAUCGACUCUGGCUGCGGAGUCAUGACACGUCGAUAAAGUCAGUCAAUGCUCCACCAAAAGUCGUGGGUUUUCACCGGCUACUCAGGUUUCCUGCCACAGGGAAUGUUUGCAGGAUGGGUUAGGAUCGAACAUGAAUCAUACGCUGGCAGUCAUGCAGAGGCGCCCUUCGUAAGCCUUCGACCCCAAUCAGGUUUAGCUGCGUCCAUCGUAAUUCACCUGAAGUCUCAGCUGCAAGUGAGGAUGCAUGAUUAACACCCCGCAAGACUGGUUUACCUUUACUAUAGUUGUUUUCGAUAACAUUGUUUCAUCACUUUAAUCAAAGUUUGACAAAAAUAUAGUAUUAUUGUCGAUUUCAACUUACUUUUCACUAAAAUGUUCCAAACUUCGUUCCGAACUUCGCAAAUUCGUUGCAAUGUUCAAAAGCUCAUAAUGAAAUUUACAAAUCGGUUUCUAAAGUGAUCAUGAGCAUUUGAUUGGCUGGUUUCAAUCAGAGGUCUUGUUUACAAACCUGCUUGUUGAUUUCAUCAUGAACUUUUUCAACGAAUUUGCAAAGUUCUGAACAUUUUAGUGAAAAGUAAGUUGAAAUCGACAAUAACCGGCCUCAGUUUAGAAUACUAGUCUGUAGGUAAUUCAUGGCAUCUAUAAUUGCUACAGAGAUACUGAGAUAGCUGCAUAUUAUCUGCAUGCAGAUCGGGCGGAUAAGUUAAGCCUGGCAGAAGUAAAACAUAUUACUCAUUUUAUACAUAAUAAAACAAUUUUUGAAUUGAGUUAGGGCAUGAUAUCGAGCAUAACGAAGGCCUCCGUUUGAGUUAUCAUUCUCAGCUUUAAGCUUCGGUAGCCAACGCGAACUUCUACCAUUAUAAUUCUCGAUAUCAUACUUAAUCUUAUCCGAUAAUUGUUAAUUGCCAUUCCAUAUUCAACAGAAAAUUUGACUUGUCUUUUCUAGGUUGAACAUACAAUUACCUAUCCAGUUGAGGCCUCGAAUAUCUCGACAUCUAUACGGGGUCUAGGUUACUACGUGUGGAUCAGCGCGCGCGGAGAAAUGCAGGGUCACGUGUCGGUUGUGCGUUUUGACAGGAAUGCAUGCCUGCCGCGUCUCGUGGAAUCGUUUAACGUGUGUCCUGGAACAGUGUAUUCUAUUGCUCAUAUACCGCCUAUGAAUUCCAGGCCUGACCAAUCUGCUGAUAAAUAUCAUACGAAAUAUGGAUUCCCAUUCCCAACUGUUUGGCUGGGCAGUCAUUCCAGCAAGUACGAUCUUUAUUUAUUUUAAUAGAGGUGGUGGUGCAGCACUGUGGCACCGAAUAGAUACUUAACAGAAGUUUGACUCAGCAAAACAAACAUAUCCGUCGCGCCAUGAUCAGUGAGCUCCAAGCAAGAACUGCAGUCAUUUGGCCUAUGAGAAAAGUGAAGCCAAGAUGGCGGCCAUUGACGAAAAAAGGUCGAUUUAUUUAAUUUUUUUAUGAUUUCUUGCAGAAUAUAUAUUUAUGACGCUGAUUCUGACGACAGAAGUCGACCGCUUAUGGAGCUCAAACUUAGGGACGCGCCACUGGCAAUGAAGUAAGUUUAUUCUUAAUGAGUAUUUUCCUAUGUAUAUGUGCCGUGUAAUUUAUCAUCAUUUAACAGGUAUGUACGGAAUGUUGUUAUAAAAACAUCUUAAGUGAAGACCGUGUUUUGUUUGCCAGAACAAUAAAAGUCUUUCUUGUUCUCAAGUUUUCCUUGGCGGCCGUAACACACGAAUUAACAAAUUUUCCUUGUCCAAAAACUGGCACGACUUGCUUUAGGACAAGGCUCGAAAAACUCAUUUUUUGACGAGCAAAUAUAACUUGUUAUCGAAAACGUGUCAAGGAAAACUUGCUUGUAGACAUACGGAACUGAACAUUAUUGCAAGUUUACUAUUAACACUUUUUUGCCCCCAAAAGAGUCAGUUCGGAGUCUUGAAAUCAAAGGAUCAAGAUUACCGUACUGAGUUGGGACGUUAAAAUUUAAAAGAAAGCAAAAGUAAAGGAAUAUACAUAAGAAAUUAACCAUUUGAAAAUUGUUUUCACUUUUUAUAAAUAAAUCAUUUGACUUAUCCGUUAACAUUUGAAUUUCCUGCAAAGGUAUGCAAUGAGGAAGGUCUAUGUUGGCUUGGCAAACGGAACAUUGGCAAUAUUUCGCUCCAACACGAGU